This is a messenger RNA of Lycium barbarum (goji berry), 1881 nucleotides long. RefSeq names its product RNA pseudouridine synthase 1. Gene Ontology annotation, biological process: pseudouridine synthesis. NCBI's taxonomy places the organism in Eukaryota, Viridiplantae, Streptophyta, Magnoliopsida, Solanales, Solanaceae. Gene Ontology annotation, molecular function: RNA binding; pseudouridine synthase activity. The record is from RefSeq and is a predicted model, not a curated record. The transcript is spliced from 3 exons. Bases 137 to 1147 code for a protein of 336 amino acids.
CUGUGUUAUGUUCAAGAUUAACAAAUUACAGAACUUCAUAUUCAAUUGUUUUUAUACUUUUUCUUUCCUUCACACCCGCAGGCUGGAGCCCAUUUUUAAUUUCAACUGUAAAGUUUAGGGCAAUAUUUAUUGGUAAAUGUUAGGGUCGAAGGUCCAAAUCCCUUUGAUAAAUUUCUUCGUUUGUUCUUGCAGAAUCUUGCAACACCAUCGAUUCAUUUCGAUGGCAAGCCAGAGUUACUUUGAUUCACCCACAGCGUUAACCACAGAUUACCCAAUUCCAUUAUCUCCACCAUUGCCCGACUUAUCCAAGGACAUAGAACCGAAUAGAGCAUUAACUGCUUCUUCUAAAUCCUCUCUUUUUACUCUUUCCAGAACCCAUGUUAUCUUCGAAGAUGAAUGGCUCAUUGCUGUUAAUAAACCUCAAGGAAUUUACUGUGAGAAUGUUUUGUCUGCACUCCCUCAUUUACUCAAUGACACUGGGGCUAAUGUUUCCGAGCUUCAUUUAGCUAAUAGACUUGAUCGUGAUACAAGUGGUGUGAUGUUGAUUACUAAGUUACACAAAGUAGCAGCUAAGUUUGUAAAAGCAUUUACAGACCAUAAGGUACGGAAAACAUACCUGGCUUUCUGUGUUGGGCUUGCUCCAAAAUGGGAAAAAAUAACUGUAAAAUCGGGUCAUGGACGGUCAAAAUAUGGAGCUUGGCGUGUUUAUGCUGCAUCAGAUGUGGGCAGAAAACUGCCAGGUGGAUCAGUCGUUAGAGACAUGGAGACCUCUUUUGAAGUAUUAUCAGUGAAUGGUCUUGGGUGUUCUAAAGUGGUUUCUGACUUGCAAAAAGACGAAGCUGUGGUCAUAGUUCAAGAGAAAUCAGUCAUUGGUUGUGACUUGAAGAAAGAUGAGAUUUUGGUCAGGGCGAGCCCUCGGAGCGGAAGAACACACCAAAUUCGCUUGCAUUGCCAGUAUCUUGGAAUUCCUAUACGAGGAGAUGUAAGAUAUGAAGGUGUCUAUGAGUGGAAGGGCAGCAUAUAUGAUGGUCAUGAACUUCAUGCGGAAAGUCUAUCUUUUGAGCAUCCUAUUACUGGGGAACCAAUACUACUUCAGGCACCUCUACCUUCCUGGGCUAUUCAACCUUUAAGGUCUCAGAUCGAGUAAUGAUUGAGCUUGCAGUUUGAUAGCAUUUUGAGCUCUCUCAAGCAAACAAUAGAGUUGGAGCAAGAGAGAGGAGAAAUUAUCAUUGGAUGACUCCUUGUUAAAAGGGACUAGAGGAAAAAGAGUUAGCGAUGAAUAGAGAGAAGUCAAUGCACAACCUCUUACUGGAGAAUUUGUUGUGGGAAUUUUCCUUCAAGAGAACUGUUCUUUUCCUUUGUCAACAGUGGGUCUGUGGCUGUUCCCGUUUGAGUGGCAGUGCUGCUUUGUUGUCAAAUAUAAAUGCCCUCUUGUUCCCUAAUUUAUUGCUUGCAAGUGUUAUUUAUGGAUUCAUUAGUUGCGGAGAAGGAGCUGCAGCACCGAAAAGGAUUUCCUAUCAGAUGUUAUUGGCAUCUCAAUCAUUGCCCUUUAUGCUAAUCGUCAUGUAGGAUGUUGCAGUCCACGUCAAUAACAGUUGCAUCCUGUGUUUUAUGGUGCAUUUCAAAUGGGAGUUUCUUGUGAUAUGUACGAUGUCUCAGCUACUGGGAAACGGGUCUAUGUGCAUAAGAUGGUUAUGGUCCGAAGCUUUCCUUGUUCUUCUCUCGAUGGCCAUUGUAGUUUGUGAUGCAAAGAGAUGAGAGUAUUGUUAUAUGAUGAUUCCAGUGUCUUUUUUUCUUCUUCUGUUGUAUAAGACACAUUAAAGCAGUGUUACUUAUCAAAGAAGAAGAAGAAACAUUAAAAAAGUGCAUUUCUCAAUCUAU